Triticum dicoccoides is the source of this 873-nucleotide messenger RNA. RefSeq names its product plasma membrane ATPase 1-like. The record is from RefSeq and is a predicted model, not a curated record. Gene Ontology annotation, molecular function: ATP hydrolysis activity; ATP binding; transporter activity. Lineage: Eukaryota; Viridiplantae; Streptophyta; Magnoliopsida; Poales; Poaceae. Gene Ontology annotation, cellular component: membrane. The annotation marks the transcript as partial. The transcript has 6 exons.
AUUCUUCGCGAUGGCCGGUGGACCGAGGAAGACGCGGCCAUCCUUGUGCCAGGGGACGUCGUCAGCAUCAAGCUCGGAGACAUCAUACCUGCAGAUGCACGCCUCCUAGAGGGAGACCCUCUCAAGAUUGAUCAGUCUGCCCUCACUGGAGAAUCAUUGCCGGCCACCAAAGGCCCCGGUGAUGGCGUCUACUCCGGUUCGACCGUCAAGCAAGGUGAGAUCGAAGCCGUCGUGAUCGCCACCGGUGUUCACACCUUCUUCGGAAAUGCUGCGCACCUUGUUGACUCCACUAACCAAGUGGGCCAUUUUCAGAAGGUUCUGACGGCCAUUGGGAACUUCUGCAUUUGUUCGAUUGGUGUGGGAAUGUUCAUCGAGAUCAUUGUAAUGUAUCCUAUCCAGCACAGGGCGUACCGCCUUGGAAUUGACAACCUCUUGGUCCUUCUCAUUGGAGGCAUUCCCAUAGCCAUGCCGACAGUCUUAUCCGUGACUAUGGCUAUCGGGUCACAUCGAUUAUCUCAACAGGGAGCUAUCACAAAGAGAAUGACUGCAAUCGAGGAGAUGGCGGGCAUGGAUGUCCUUUGCAGUGACAAAACUGGGACUUUGACUCUCAAUAAGCUUACUGUGGACAAGAACCUUGUUGAGGUUUUCGAAAGAGGCAUCACUCAGGACCAAGUGAUUCUCAUGGCUGCUAGAGCGUCUCGAACAGAAAACCAAGAUGCUAUCGAUACUGCAAUUGUUGGGAUGCUAGCUGAUCCGAAAGAGGCACGUGCUGGUAUUCAAGAAGUUCAUUUUCUGCCAUUCAAUCCUACUGACAAGAGAACGGCGCUGACAUACAUUGACGCUGAUGGCAAAAUGCACCGUGUUAGUAAGGGU